This is a messenger RNA of Schistosoma rodhaini, 1648 nucleotides long. The record is from the annotation of a GenBank genome assembly. Lineage: Eukaryota; Metazoa; Platyhelminthes; Trematoda; Strigeidida; Schistosomatidae.
AUGAUCGGUGUUUGAAAUUACUAGUUUCACUGACAUGCAACCUUCAAAACUUAUCAUAAUUACAAAGUCAUGGCCGACAUAUUGUUCGUUAACAAUCUGGCCGUGAAAGCCGGCAAGAUGAUUGAGGCUGGCUUCUCAAAGAGUAUUCCCUAUGACAAAAAAGAAUCAUAUGCUGACUUGGUAACUGAAGUGGAUAAAGCUAUUGAGAAUUAUAUCUGUCAGGAAAUCCUUGCGUCGUUCCCUACUCACAAAAUUAUUGCAGAGGAAGGAUAUUCUGGGAAUGCGGAGCUUACUUGUUCGCCUACAUGGAUAAUCGACCCGAUUGAUGGAACUUCGAACUUUGUUAGCAGGUUCCCUUUUGUUUGUGUUUCAAUUGCUUACUAUGUUAACAAGGAGCCCGAGCUAGCUGUUGUUUAUAAUCCGAUAUUGAAAUGGCUAUUUCAUGGAAUUCGUAAUCAAGGAGCAUUCCUGAAUGACAAACAAAUUCAUACAUCAAAACUUCAGGAUCUGUCUCAGGCUUUGGUUUUGACCGAUUGGGGAGGUGACCGAAAUCCAAAUGUUUUAGAUAUAAAAUCAAACAACAUUCGCCAAAUAAUAUCGAAAGCUCGCGGUGUGCGCACUAUGGGUUCCGCAGCCUUGCAUAUGUGUCAGAUUGCUGCAGGUAAUGGUGAUAUAUUUUUCGAAUUUGGAAUACACUGUUGGGACUAUGCCGCAGCUGUAUUAAUUGUUCGUGAAGCAGGAGGUUUUUGUUGUAAUUUUGACGGCUGAUAUAUCUUUCUGUUUGUAAACGAAAGUGAAAUGUCACACGAAUUUUCCACUUCUUCCAUUUGAGUGACUCAUGUUGUGAUCCUGUCCUGUCUCAAAAUCCAAAAUUGCUUUCGGUAAUAAAUAAAGGUAAACCUGUAGAUUUAAUGGCAAGAAAUGUUAUAUGUGCGGGAACUCCAGAACUAGCUAACGCUCUUAUUCCUCUUAUUCAACCAAUUGGUUACGCGAGAGACUGAUAAAAGAAGCAUAUCACAUAAAUAUAUCUAUUAAGGGAAAAAGAACCAGAGGCAAUCAAAAUCUAGAAGUUUUCAUUCAUUUGUUGAUUCUUUUAAUAUAUUGAUUAGUUUUUUCCAUGUAUUUAUAUACGUUCAGAAAGGUGCAAUGAAAGUUGUAUCUUUGAUUUUAGAAAUGCCGUUGUGAUUCCUUUCCUACUUCUUCAAUGCAGCAUUUAUCUUCACUUGUAUGUGUGUCUAAUUAUCUAGUGAGUGUUUAUCGAAAAAAAUAAAUAUGUGCAUAGAUUAAAAAAACUUGAAGAGCUGUUAUAUUAUAAUAAUUAGUAGUAUUUAGUUUUAAAUGUUUUUUCCACUUUCCUUUCUACUAAAGUAUGAUUAUUUUUUUCUCACGGCUCAGAAGUUGGUUACUAUUUUCCUAUUAAUAUACUCCUUUUUCCGUUCCUGUUGAGUUUUUUCUCAAGAAAUAUAAUUAAAAACGGUCUUCUCUUUGGAUAACAAACCAGUAACAUUUUAGCUUACUACUUUCUGCUUGUUUCUUGUGUUUGACUAGAAGGAAUCUUGCUUGAAUUUUCAAAUUUGGAUAAAUCAUGAGACACCUAAGCCUAUUAUUCAGGUGCUCACAGUAAAUCAGGAGUUUAUUUCUUUAACUA